Messenger RNA from Candidula unifasciata, 773 nucleotides. NCBI's taxonomy places the organism in Eukaryota, Metazoa, Mollusca, Gastropoda, Stylommatophora, Geomitridae. The record is from the annotation of a GenBank genome assembly.
AUGGGGUGUCUACUUCAGAAACCCAGUUCGGAUUUAAUGAUUUACGUUCAGACUGGUGACAGACGAAAUGCGGGGACUGAUGCCAAUGUACGCAUUGUUAUGCACGAUGAAUAUGGAAACGCAUCGGCACCGAUAACACUAGAUAAUUACUUCAAGAACGACUUGGAGCGGGGAUGUUUGGACACAUUUCACGUGCCGACAAACAAAAUUAAGAAUCUGCCUAGGAUGGGGAAAAUUGCCAGAAUCGAGAUCUGGAAAGACGACGCCUGGGCGGCCAGUGAUUGGUAUGUGGACAAAAUUGUUAUUGAGAAUCGUGUGACUAACAGUACUUUCGUGUUUCCGAUUUUCCGUUGGAUUAAGGCAAAAUAUCAUUACCAGAUCAAACACUUGGAUACCUCUUUGCCGCAGUUUGAGGAGUACCCGGAGCAGAGGAGGAUGGAGUUGGAGCAGAAAAGACAGGCGUAUGAGUUUGAUCAGAAGGUUCCAGAUGGUCCAGCACAGGUAAAGAAUAUGCCUUCAGAUGAACAGUUCUCCUUCGACUACAAGUGGGACAUUGUGAAGAGCAAGGUCACUAUGAUAGCCGUCAGUAAACUGGUCACUCUGACAUCUGGAAACUGGGACAGUAUGGCCGCCCUGACCAAUGUCUACACAGAGAAGAUCUUCAACAAGCCAAAAGGCGCCGAUAGGUGGAGCAACGAUCUCUACUUUGGUCUGCAGCGCGUGGCCAGCCUCAACCACUCAAUGAUAACUCUCGUCACAGCCAUUCCCGACAA